Molecule: messenger RNA, 1891 nt
Organism: Talaromyces stipitatus ATCC 10500
Lineage: Eukaryota; Fungi; Ascomycota; Eurotiomycetes; Eurotiales; Trichocomaceae
Product: phosphoglycerate kinase PgkA, putative
Exons: 3
Coding region: 161-1414 (417 amino acids)
Biological process (GO): glycolytic process; gluconeogenesis
Cellular component (GO): cytosol
Molecular function (GO): phosphoglycerate kinase activity; ATP binding; ADP binding
Source: RefSeq, a predicted model, not a curated record
AUGAAUCAUAAAAAGCAUCAAUCAAUUUCAAAAAGUGUAUUCAUAUCCAUCUUCUACCGUUUUUGCUUCUUUCCAGUCACAACAUUGAGCUGCUAAAGGAAAGCUUCAUCUACUUCCCGUCAACACAGCUUCGACGACGUCAUCGGAUCAGUCUAGCAAUAUGUCUCUCUCAAACAAGCUUGCUAUCACCGACGUCGACGUCAAGGACAAGCGUGUCCUCAUCCGUGUGGAUUUCAACGUACCCCUCGAUGCCGACAAGAAAGUCACCAAUAACCAACGAAUUGUCGGUGCCUUGCCCACCAUAAAAUAUGCCAUUGACAACGGCGCAAAGGCGGUCAUCUUGAUGUCCCACCUUGGUCGCCCUGAUGGCAAGGCCAACCCUAAGUACAGCCUGCAGCCCGUUGUCCCCGAGCUUGAGAAGCUUCUCGGUCGCAGUGUCAUCUUCACAAAGGACUGUGUCGGCCCCGAAGUUGAGGAGACGGUCAACAAGGCUUCUAGUGGUCAGGUCAUUCUUUUGGAGAACUUGCGAUUCCACGCCGAGGAAGAAGGCAGCUACAAGGAUGAACAGGGAAACAAGGUCAAGGCCGAUAAGGCCAAGGUUGCGGAAUUCCGAAAAGGAUUGACUGCCCUUGGAGAUGUUUACAUCAAUGAUGCUUUCGGAACUGCCCACCGUGCCCACAGCUCUAUGGUCGGAGUUGAGCUCCCUCAAAAGGCUGCCGGCUUCCUCGUCAAGAAGGAACUCGACUACUUUGCUCAAGCUUUGGAGAACCCCAAGCGUCCUUUCCUUGCUAUCUUGGGAGGUUCCAAGGUCUCUGACAAGAUCCAACUCAUUGACAACCUUCUCCCUAAGGUCGACAGCUUGAUCAUCACCGGUGGCAUGGCCUUCACCUUCAAGAAGACUCUUGAGAAUGUCAAGAUCGGUAACUCUUUGUUCGAUGAACCCGGCAGCAAGACUGUCGGCGAUAUCAUAGAGAAGGCAAAGAAGAAUAACGUCAAUGUUAUCCUCCCUGUUGACUACGUUACUGCCAGCAAAUUCGGUGCCGAUGCUGAGGUCGGUAGCGCCACCGACGCCGAAGGUAUCCCAGACGGCUGGCUUGGUCUUGAUGUCGGUCCCAAGAGUGUGGAAUCCUACAAGAAGGCUAUCAGUGAAGCCAAGACUAUCCUUUGGAAUGGUCCCCCAGGUGUCUUUGAGUUGGAACCCUUCGCCAGCGGAACCAAGGCCACUCUCGAUGCUGCCGUUCAGGCUGCUCAGUCUGGCAGUAUCGUCAUUAUUGGCGGCGGUGACACUGCUACCGUCGCUGCCAAGUACAAGGUUGAAGACAAAUUGAGCCACGUCUCUACCGGCGGUGGUGCCUCUUUGGAAUUGUUGGAGGGUAAGGAUUUGCCAGGUGUUGCAGCUCUGUCAAGUAAGUAAAAAAAUCUUCAAUAAGGACCUAGAUAGAAAGCCCGGGAUGAUCGGCGAAUACUUUUGCUGUUAAAUAUAUAAUACGACUCUUUUAAUCUCACUACCUCUGUUUCUACACCUAUCUUCAUCCAAGGAAACAGUAUUCAAGCUAUCUUUAGAGAUCAAGUUCUGAUAUCUCGUACUCGAAACUGCAGAGAAAAAUGCACCAAAUCUUUGAUACACUGAACUUUUUUCGUAUAUGACCUCAGGCGGAUUUUGGUGUUCGUCAUGAUAUUUGAUGAUAGUCAUUAGUAGUAGUUGGUUGUACCUGACAUUUCACAUAUUCCAUAAGGAAGUACAUCGAUCGAUCUUUUGUUUGGGUCUCGAUUCGCUCGUCUCAGAAUGAUGUAGAGCUUUGCUGUCUAUAUAAAUCCUCUCCUCCCAAAUUAUCAGUCGUUCGCACCGUCUCGUCUAUUUAGCGCCCUCCACCUUUUUCAUCUCCUCCCU